AUGCCAAUUCAGGUGGUUAGCAUGAAUAAUUCAUUUGGCUGGUCCUCAAUUACCAUGGAACCAAUGAACUCGUGGUCCUCUUCCAUGAAGGCAACUGUGCCAUUGUUAGAGGAGGUUCUUUCCACCGGCAAAAAUCAAUUUAAAAACGAUACUCCCCUACUUGUGCAGCGAGAAGGCGAUAUCGAAGAAUGUUAUUUCUCGUUUACCUUGAGUCCCAUAUUUGAAGAGGAUAAAACUGUUGGCGGCGUGUUUGUCACUGCACGGGAAACGACUCAACAAGUUUUGGCUGCCAGAAGAUUGAAAACUUUAAGCGAACUAGGAAAUCAAGCAUUCAGAGCAAAAUCAUUGGAGAGCGCUUGCCAUCUUAUAACUUCCACCUUAAUUGAUAAUAACGAAGAUAUUACCUUCACCUUGUUCUAUAUUAUUGAUGAUCAUCCGGAUGUUCAUGGUAAAGUUGCGCGUCUGGCGGCCACAACUUUCGACGAAGGUAUUAAGACGGUGAAAAACGAUGGGAAUGCAAUUGAAGAACUGGUUUUUGUUGAAGGAGAGUCAAAAAGGGAACUACCGGAUUUUUUAUUGGAAACUUUUAAUGUGAUAAAAAUCACCAAAACUGUUGAGACGGAAAUGAAUUGCAACGCAUCUGGGGUUCGGGAAGCAUCACCUACAUCAGACACAAAUUAUUUUAAACCAUCUUCAUGGCCAAUUAAUAAAGUGGCAAGGUCAAAGUCGCAUUUAGUUGUUACUCUGAAUAAUGGUGCCCGGGCAAUCCUUCUGCCGGAAUACAUGGCAUUCUUGCAGUUUUCGCACAUCAAUACAGGUGAAUUGGAGCCUCGAUUCAGGGAGGAUGAUAUUGUGAAGUGCACUCUCGAAUUGGCCUCAACUUUUAAGAGCCUAGCAAAACUAUUAAAGCUAGAUUAUUUCAUCGAGAUUCCAAGUCACGAUGAACUUUAUGGUAAAUUGAAAUCAAAGGUAUUCAUAGAUAAGGGAAUAUAUGAAAAGAUUCUGCUUAAUUUAUUCUCAAACGCGUUUAACCAUACUCGGACCGGUAGUGUCACGGUACGUUUGUAUCCCGAUCACCAGGAUGAAAGAGAGGCGAUUAUAUUAGAGGUCUCGUACACAGGCACUAGAAUUCCGGAAAACGAUAUCUCAAAUCUAUUUCAACGACUUUAUCGCGUUAAAUCAAGUCACUCCCGUAAUUACGAAGGUGCCGGUGGCAUAGGUCUUGCACUCAUAAAAGAACUAGUGACAAAACAUUAUGGCGAAAUCUUCGUACAAUCCGAUGUGAAAAAAGGAACCACCUUUCGUCUAUUGUUUCCAACCGGUUGGGAACAUCUGCCCCGAAAACAAAUUCAUUUUACGAGCGACAACGAGUUUGAUGUGAAUCGGGAUUUCUAUAUUGAGGAGUUGGAACGAUUAACACAAACCGAUUCCGACCAUUCUGCCGACAUCGCUUCGAUUAACAAUGACACUGACACCAUAAGCUCGG
Molecule: messenger RNA, 1486 nt
Organism: Acaulospora colombiana
Lineage: Eukaryota; Fungi; Glomeromycota; Glomeromycetes; Diversisporales; Acaulosporaceae
Source: the annotation of a GenBank genome assembly